Messenger RNA from Rubroshorea leprosula, 2998 nucleotides. NCBI's taxonomy places the organism in Eukaryota, Viridiplantae, Streptophyta, Magnoliopsida, Malvales, Dipterocarpaceae. The record is from the annotation of a GenBank genome assembly.
CAUAAAGCCAUAUUCCUCCAUUUUCUUCCACCAAAUUCUCAUUUCAAACCUCGUCUUCUUCAUCCCUUCAUGUUCUUCAUCUCAACAUCUUCCCGGAUCUGAGCUUCUGAGUUUCGUGCCGCCUCUUCACGUGCUUCCUGUUUGCAAUCAGCCAUCUCUCUUCUUCUCUCUGUUCUUCCUGCCUUGACACCAGGUAGAUUUUGAUGACUCCUAGAAAGAGGAAUAAUUUAGACUGAAGCAUAGUUCAUUCAUAUCAUGUCUGAUCACGUUGUGCAAUCAGAUAAUGAUACUGACAGAACAGCUAUAAAAUCCAUGCAUAAUUACCAAAUUUCUUGGAUCAGUCACUGGAAGCACACAAGUUGUAAGCCAUCUAUCAGGGCACACAAUGAUUUAUCACUUUGUAGUGGGUUCAAAGACGAUGGUGCUAAUAUUAAGCAGCAUGUUUUACGUUGUGGGCCUGAAAAGGCAACUCAUAUUACCAAAUUUACCCAGGGAUUUAGAGAAGUUUCUGAAGCUGGAACUGUUAACAUCAUGGACAAUACUCUGAAAAUGAGUGCAAUGAAGUCGGAGAAAGGAAGCUUAUACAGCCAACCCUUUUCAGUGUUCAAUGCUUCUCCGAUUCAGGAGUGUGCCGUGGCAAUAAACAAUGACCGGCGUAUUUCAUCUCCUAGUGAGAUGGUGAACCAUCAGUUAUGUCCCAAAAGUGGCCAGGAUACUGUUACUCCAGGGAGAAGUAAGUGGCCUCAUCCUGAAAUGGCAUGUAAUAAUCCCCUUCGACCUAGAGGAAUCUUAUGGGAUCCUGAACAGCUGGUUAAAUCUCAUAAUUUCCUUGAAAAGGACAACUUAGCUGUUUCAGCAUUUCAGCUUGAUGUUGGGUCAAGUUCCAAAAUUGCACCAAACAAAUUUGAAAAUGGAGAGGCUCAAAUGCAAUCCUUCGUGUGUCAGCAACAAAAAAAUGAUCAAUCAAGCCCUUUUGCAGCAUCCAAAGAGCAUGUUACCGAUGCUAAGUUUUGCAGCUAUUCUACUUUUUGGAUCCAUGAGAAGAAAACUGAUACUAUGAUGGAGUUGAGGAAAUUUGGGACUUCAUUAUCAAGGCUGAAUGAUUCAUCUCCAUGGCUUCAUGAGACCUCAACAAGCCAUAGCCAACUGCCUGCUUUUCUUAACAAACAGAAUCAGAAGGGAGAAGAUGAUUGCAGUAUUAGAUUGCUUCCAAGCAGAGGCAGUCAUCCGGAGGUGAUGGAAUCAGUGAAGGGAUAUGAUGAGUACUACUCAAUGCCAAGAAUUCCGUGUUCUGUUCGUGAUGUUGAGACCAUGAGAAUGAGUACCACUAUAGAUUCUAUGGAAGAAUUACCCAGAGGUUUGCCGAAAUUUUCUCAGACAACACGCAAAUUUCUUAUUACAAAGAAGACUGACGUUAACUUGUCAUCUUUAGGUCAGGUUUUCAGAGACUCCAAACUCUCUUCCCAAUUGAAGGAGAAAAUGUAUUGUGAUUUUCUAAGUCUAUCUCCCAGUUCCAGUUUCCAGGGUCAGCAAGAAGUGAACCUUCAACCUCUAUGGAGCUCCACAGAUAGUGAAGGAAGAGAAAACGUUGGCAAUGUCAAGACUUCUUCUGUUUGUCUAAAGAAUGAAUCAUCAGCAGAGACUGAUGCUAUGGAAUUAGAUUUUUUCCAAAAAAGCCAUCUUUCUGGUGUCCCCUUGCGUCCACCAAAUCAGAAAACCAAGGUGGCAAAAAAGUCAUCAACAUCACAAACUACAAUUGCUUCUGCUAGAGAAGAAAUUGCUGAGAGAAUGGAAAAUACAACCACUGAAUUACCUGAUAUAAACCAGGAGCCUUUUUCUGUUCAAGUAAUGGCAAGCUUAGCAGAUGACAGGAAGACUAGUCCAUCUAGAACCUUGAGUUUGGAUGCAGAGCACCGGAUUUCACAUGCUGAGCGACCAACAAAUGCCAUUUCCAUUGCUUGCCCAGAUGGUCCUCUGGGAGCUGAGCCAGGCAGCAGAUGGGUUAAACGUCUCAGGUUGAGCAGUUCAGAUUCAUUAGCUCAUGGUAGUAAGAGCUCCAAAAUUGGAGAAGCUUCAUCCCAAGAAAAAGUCAACGAAAUCUUCAGCAAGAUCUUGAAGCACAGCAUAACUAGUUCAGAUCCUACCAUAGGUAGAUGCCAUGGUAAACCACAGAUAGACUUAGAUCAGGCUGUUGUGUUGUUAAAGAAUGGUGACUCCUCGUCUACCGACUCAGGGGUAAAGAGUCAACAUAUAACUCUUUCACAUUCUUGGAUUCAGAGGUGGGCUAAAAGUAAAGCUGCAUCUCCAAAAAUGAAAUCUGAGGUCAUAGAAUCAUGUGAACCACAGGGUUCAAAGGCAGCUGUGGAUGAAUUUCAGAAGAAGCAAUUCCCAAGCAUUGCAGCUAUGGCUCUGAUGGGAAAGGCCAUUAGCAGUUUUCAUCCAUGUGAAUUCAGGCGUAGAGGUGCUUUGAUAGUUUGGAACACGUGAGAAAUUUUACACAAAAGGUUAAACUGCCACUGGGAUGCUUGUUAAGGAGAAGAAAUGCUCCGCAGCAGUUGGGCCUCUGCCCAUCUAUCACUCUCCUUGGGUUUUUCAUUGGAAUGCUUUUUAGGGAAACAUCAUAAUUUUAAAGGGAUAGAUAUUGGCAUACCUCUGGAUAAUUGCAUCAACAAAGUUUGAUCUUCCCUAGGAUUAAAGUUGCAUGCAUUGGAGUUGAAACCUUUCUUGGCAUUGAUUUACACAUUGCUGUUGGCUAGAUGAAUCAUAGAAAGGAGCCACCGUAUCCUGGUUCUGCCAAUUCGUACCUCUUGUUUUCUUAUCGAUCAUGGUUGGCAUGUCACAAACAACACAGAUUGUUAUAUUCUUUUCUUCAAUCUCAUUUGAGUGCUAGAAAUGAAGCCUUGCCGGUGGUCACAUUUGGGUUCAUUUUCAUCCUAGUUUAUCCAUUUUUCUUUGGGGAUUAAGGAUUAAGAGGGGAGAAGAAACUGAGGAAACGUUU